CUCUCACGUUGACACGACGCCGACCCUACUAAAAAAUACGGAGUUACAACUCUUUACCAUCCGAAAGAAGGAAGAAACAACGAAGCAAUCAGAAUAAGAAUAUUUUAAGAAGCACAUCAUCAUGGCGUGCUGCAAAUCCUUACUGGCGAGGAGAAUAGUACUGUAAGUGUUCGGGUGUUGAUUUGGCGUUCUUUAUUCGCUUUUUCUGUGGGCUGAUGUGCUAACAGUUAGGACUCGUUUUGUUCCUGAUUUCGAUGGCAUCGUGCUAUCCACUCCUUUGUGCUCCAAAACGACAGGUGGUACAUUCUGCUCGGAUCGAUCGUCAUCCUACCGCUGACAUUCAACGCGAGCAUGGGAUGCAGGUUCGUUACCAUUUCUGGUGAGGACCAAUCCCAGAGCCUGGGAGCCUUCAACUUCGCGGUCUACGACGGCGAAGAGGUUGGCGGAGGAAGCAACAACUUUCUGGGCUGUGUCAGCAAUUCGGAAUUCUGGAAACAAGAAACCAGCAACGACAUUGGCUUCCUGGCGAACCGCAUCGCUAGCGCGCUCUUGCUGGCCUUCACGGUGCUCGCAACAAUCAUCUGUACCUGCCUUCAGUGCUUCAGCAAGCACGGAAAGUCGCACCUCUGGAACGUAAUGCGGGUCUUGUACCUGGGAGCCAUGGUGAGCCAGGGCGCUAUGUACAUCGUCUUCGCUUCAGACCUGUGCACAGGCGGUGACGGCACCGAGCAGCUGUGCUUUGUCGGGACGACCGGGAUCGUCGGAAUGUUCAACUUUGUGUUGCUCUUCGGAAUGGUCGUCGCGACCUUCAACUCGCUCCCCCCACGCAACCCGGUCUUCCAGUGCUGGGGCAGCGACGCCGACUACGAAUCUGACGACGACGGAUCCACCGAGGAGGAAGAGGACGAGGUCAUGAGAAAGUUCAAGUCCUUCGGAGAAGCCGGGCACAGCGCGAGCAUCUCGGCCGUUGAAAACGACAGCGUUUCCUUGUUCGGGGGAUCGCGAAUGUCGAAGAAAUCCCGUAGGUCUGUGCGAUCGAAAACGCUAGACGACGAAGACGCGGUGUCAAAAGCAGAGAAAGGCCUUUCCAGCGCCGGCAGCGGCAGGCAAUCCAUCGGUUCGACUGGCAAAAAGGACAGUGGAUCCGUGGUCAGCUCCAAGAGCCUGAAAUCUUCUGCUUCCGAGAAAUCAAAGAAACCCGUGCCCGGUGUGACCGCCGUGCCCACGGCCGACAGUGCAUCUGUAUCGAGUGGGAAGAGCGGCCGAAGCGCAUCAAAAUUCAUGCCCUUCGUUUCGAAAUACAUGUCCAAGGACAGCAAGUCCGGGGACAACGAAUCCGUUGCCAGUGGAAGAAGCAAAAUGUCGUCGGGCUCCAACAUCGACGAAAUGCAUACGGAUUCUCUUCUCUCGAAAUCGAGCAACUUUUCUACCAAAUCCCAGGAAAUGGCCAACUUCAUCAGCCAGCUUAUCGAAAUGACCGAGUUGAACGAAGGAGGACGACGGGUGAAAGCCGACGAACAAGAGAACAAAGUCCAAAUUGUCGACGAAUACCCAAAAGAAGAGGGCAAGGAAAUCGAAUCCAGUCCCAGCUCCGAUGUCGUGAAGAUCCGAACGGAGUACUAUGAUCUAGGGUCAAGAACCACCAAGGAAAUCACCCACCGUGACGGAUCUUGCACGAUUGUGACUACCAUUCUAGGAGACACUGCAAUAGUGCAACCAAAACAAGCCGUUGACGCCCCAAUCCAGGUGGCAGCCUCCGCGGGAUCUAUCUCCGACUCCUCGAAAUACAAGGUACUGAAAACAAUGUCUUCGGAGGACACGUCAACGAUAUUGAAACAAAAGGCCGUAGGACAGGGUGAAUUCGCUCUUUAAACUUGGUGUUUAUCGAGCGAUGCACUAAAGCCAACGGUGUAGAUUGCUACGCCUCGAACGACGAACGAAAAAUAAUAUCUUCCUUCGAUACCGCUCUGGUUUCUCUUGGGAAAUUAAAUUGGCAGGAACUGAACUGAAAAAAGGCUCUUGUCAUGAUUUGUUGUGCACGUGUAGUACGUGCUCAAACAAUACACUUGGCCAACGGUCCCCACUAGUGUUCCUUGUAUUUAAUAUUAAAUAAUAUUUGUAUAA
Messenger RNA from Pseudo-nitzschia multistriata, 2124 nucleotides. Lineage: Eukaryota; Bacillariophyta; Bacillariophyceae; Bacillariales; Bacillariaceae. The record is from the annotation of a GenBank genome assembly.